Hibiscus syriacus is the source of this 1691-nucleotide messenger RNA. Its product is annotated as flotillin-like protein 4. Gene Ontology annotation, biological process: protein localization to plasma membrane. Lineage: Eukaryota; Viridiplantae; Streptophyta; Magnoliopsida; Malvales; Malvaceae. The transcript has 2 exons. The record is from RefSeq and is a predicted model, not a curated record. Gene Ontology annotation, cellular component: plasma membrane; plasma membrane raft. The coding region runs from base 52 to 1497 and encodes 481 amino acids.
UUCUCUAAUUACUAGUAUUACUUUGAGUGAAAUAAGAAAGAAAGCAGCAGCAUGUAUAGGGUAGCAAAUGCAUCGGAAUAUCUGGUCAUAACAGGCAUAGGCAUCCCGGACAUAAAGCUUGCGAAGAAGGCAUGGAUACUUCCCGGUCAGUCUUGCACAGUCUUCGACCUCUCGCCGGUAAACUACACCUUCGAGGUCCAAGCCAUGAGCGCCGAGAAGCUCCCUUUCGUCCUCCCGGCGGUCUUCACCAUCGGUCCUCGAGUCGACGAUGAGGCCAGCCUCCUCAAGUACGCCAAGCUUAUAUCACCUCAUGACAAGCUCUCUAACCAUGUUAAAGAGCUCGUACAGGGUAUCAUCGAAGGUGAAACCAGGGUCCUUGCUGCUUCCAUGACCAUGGAAGAGGUUUUCAAAGGAACCAAAGAGUUCAAACUCGAGGUUUUCGAGAAAGUCCAGCUUGAGCUCAACCAGUUCGGGCUGUUGAUUUACAACGCUAAUGUUAAGCAGCUUGUGGAUGUGCCCGGACACGAGUAUUUUUCUUACUUGGGUCAGAAGACCCAAAUGGAAGCUGCUAAUCAGGCCAAAGUGGACGUGGCGGAGGCCAAGAUGAAGGGGGAGAUCGGGUCCAAACUAAGGGAGGGGCAAACGCUUCAGAACGCCGCGAAAAUCGACGCCGACACGAAGAUUAUAUCCACUCAGCGGCAGGGAGAGGGGAAGAAGGAGGAGAUAAGGGUGAAGACCGAGGUGAAAGUUUAUGAGAACCAAAGGGAAGCCGAGUUAGCCGAGGCAAACGCAGAUUUGGCGAAGAAGAAGGCCGGCUGGGCUAGGGAAGCGCAAGUGGCGGAGGUGGAAGCGUCCAAAGCUGUUGCAUUGAGGGACGCUGAGUUGCAAAGGGAGGUCGAGAGGAUGAACGCUUUGACCAGGACGGAGAAGCUCAAAGCUGAGUUUCUUAGCCAAGCAAGUGUUGAGUACGAUACCAAGGUGCAAGAAGCAAAUUGGGAGUUGUACCAAAAACAAAAACAAGCAGAGGCAAUAUUGUAUGAGAAGGAAAAAGAAGCCGCGGCGCAGAAGGCCAUUGCGGAUGCAACGUUUUAUGGUCGUCAGAGGGUUGCUGAUGUAGAACUGUACGCCAAGCAGAAAGAAGCGGAAGGGCUGAUGGCCCUUGCACAAGCCCAGGGUGUUUACCUGCGAACACUUUUAGACGCACUGGGAGGCAAUUAUGCUGCCCUCAGGGAUUACCUAAUGAUCAACGGUGGAAUGUUUCAAGAGAUUGCUAAGAUCAACGCUGAAGCUGUGCGUGGCCUUCAGCCUAGGAUCAGCAUCUGGACUAACGGCGGUGGAGAAGCAAUUGAUGGUAAUGGUAGCAGUGCAAUGAAGGAGGUUGCCGGUGUUUAUCGGAUGCUGCCGCCGUUGUUUAAGACGGUUCACGAGCAAACCGGAAUGCUCCCUCCUUCGUGGAUGGGCACAUUGCCGGAAUCGAAACAGCCUAGGACGGAUUAAACAAGCAUAUCGUCCGACGUCAAGUUCAAUCACACUUUGCCAUAUGCACCGUUCCAUUGCUGGUUUCAAAUAGUAUUGUUUUUCAAGUAUUUUGCUUUCGCUAUACAUAUGGUGUUGGUGACGGUGAAUUUACUUUUGGUUUUAACUGGUGUACCAUAAGUGCUUCGUGUGUGACAUAUCUUGUAAAUUAAAUA